AUGGAGGCGCGGCCGAGCUGUGGCCGCGCUGCGCGCCACCGCGCUGGCGCGCUGUUCGCCUGGCUGCUGGUGCGGCGAGCGGGCGCAGCCGGCCCCGCCAGCGCCCCGGAGCCCGCGCCCCGCCCAGGCAGCGGGGCCCCGCGCCGCCCGGCCCCUGCGCCCGAGUCGGCGGCGCGCGGGCGGAGCUGGAGAGCCGCGGAGGGGCCGAGGGCGCGGAGCCCGGCUGCGCCGAGCGGAGAGUCGCGGCGGAGGCGAGGCAGGCCUGCUGUGCCCACAUCUGGCCCCGGGGUGUCUGGUCGCUGUGCCCGCCUGGCCCGGGCAUUCACACCGCUGCUCCUGCUCAGCCCCCACUCUCCGCGUCUCGCCCACGGGAGCAGAUUUUUAUUUUGGUGUGCAUUGUCUGCCGCGGUGGAAUGUGCGCUCCGCCAGCAGGGCCCUCGCGGUUCGCCGGCGCAUCCGCGGCUCCUGCCCCAGGCCCGGCACGCAGUCGGCGCCCACGGAGCACUUGCGGGAAGAAGCAGCUGCAGUGACCACAGAAGGAAGGGAAAGAAAGAAAGCGCUGUCAGCUUCUGCCCAGAGGAGGAGGAGCAGGACUCCGACGGUGAGAAGGGCCCACCCCAAGCAGGGCCUGAGGAAGAGGACGGGGAGGCCUUCUCCUUUAAAUACAGCCCCGGGAAGCUGAGGGGAAACCAGUAUAAGAAGAUGAUGACCAAAGAAGAGCUGGAGGAGGAGCAGAGAGUUCAGAAGGAGCAGCUGGCUGCCAUCUUCAAGCUCAUGAAAGACCACAAGGAGACGUUUGGCGAGAUGUCGGACGGCGACGUGCAGGAGCAGCUCCGGCUCUACGACAUGUAGGCCCGCCGCCCGCGAGACCCCUCGGCUGCCGGGCCCCGACUCUGUCCUGACCCUUGACCUGUGUGCUUGUUAUUUCCAGACUCUUGUCGGCUUGAUUUUAUCACAGACGUAGGCGUACGCUCUCUGCAGAUUUGCUCAGUCCUUGCAAUUUAUGUAUCAUUUCACAGGCACCAAGAUUGUUUUCUUCGCAGGAGAAAGUCCCUGACCUCUUUGGCUUCUGCUCGCCGGUGAGGCUGCAGCUGCUGUGUAGGCCAGGCUCAGAGGCCUCUGAUCCAAAGUCUUGACCUUCUGUGCGGACCCAGGGCAGGCAGCAGUCCAGGAGUCUGACUUGGCCGGGCGCGGCGGCUCGCACCUAUAAUCCCAGCACUUUGGGAGGCUGAGAUGGGAGGAUCACUUGAAGCAG
Messenger RNA from Microcebus murinus (gray mouse lemur), 1255 nucleotides. The record is from RefSeq and is a predicted model, not a curated record. NCBI's taxonomy places the organism in Eukaryota, Metazoa, Chordata, Mammalia, Primates, Cheirogaleidae.